Xenopus laevis (African clawed frog) is the source of this 1548-nucleotide messenger RNA. RefSeq names its product chromosome 2 open reading frame 49 L homeolog (gene c2h2orf49.L). The record is from RefSeq and is marked provisional. Gene Ontology annotation, cellular component: nucleus; tRNA-splicing ligase complex. Gene Ontology annotation, biological process: embryonic morphogenesis. NCBI's taxonomy places the organism in Eukaryota, Metazoa, Chordata, Amphibia, Anura, Pipidae.
UGAGGAUGGCUAAAGCUGUUGGCAGUGCUGGGAUUCUGGUGAAGGAGUCUGCUCUGUUGCUGCACCCUGAACUGCUCUCUCGGGAUUUCUUACUGCUGUCCCUGGAGCGGAGAAACAUUCCAGUAGAAGAUGCAUUAAACAACAAAGAGAAGCUAACGGAAAUCUUUGUACAGCAUGCUAUGCCUCUCCCACAGAGGGAUUUACCCAGGAAUCGAUGGGGUAGAAUGAUGGAAAGCAAGAGAGGAGAGAAUAAAAUCGCCACUGUACUGAAAAGUGCUGGCACUGAAGGUGGGAGAAAACGACCCCCUAUUGUAUUUGAUGGAUGUUCAACCAGCACAACCAUAAAGGUGAAGAGAACAGAAAAUGGAGAUGCAUCUCAACGACUUAAUCCCUCCCCCAAGGAGAGUACGAAUAGCACACAAAACAGCAACCCUGCUCCCCGACUUGGCUCCCCCACCCCUAACAAAGAGGCCAAGGUAGCGACAACUGGCAAUCAUGGACAGCUUGAUAGUUUACCAGUGACUGAUAGUGCACUAGUUUCACCGAAAAGUGCCAAAUUACAACAGUCAAUGAUCAUAAAUGCUGUAAAGCUGAAAAGGAAUGCACCGAAAGAAGAAUUUGAUGUGGCGAAUGAUACAAAGCCAACCGAAGCAAAAAAGAAGAUCCAACAUGUUACCUGGCCUUAAAGCUUACAGGAUCUAGAAUGUCCUCUUCCUGGUUAAUAUGUUGCAUAUCAAUAUGGAAAUUAAUUUGCCCUUUACAGGUUAUGCAAGGACUGGGGCCACAGCUGUUUGCCAAUAGAGUACCUUUCUUAUUACUAAGGCCUUCUGUUAAAUGUUUCGACAACAGCGUAUUUCACCUAAAGUGUUUGUUGUGGGGUGUGUGUGUAGCUGAGGGGGUGAGGUUUUUACAAGUCCCCCCCAUUAAUUCAAAUUUACUAUUUAUUCAUUCACUAAUAUGACUGUGCAGUGGAUCCUGGGAGGAAAGAAACACUGUGCUAGGAAACAGAACUGGAGCAGAGUACCUUCUCUGUUUUUAGCAGAUGAUUGAUUAUCUUUUAAUUUGUCUAAAAAAAUAUAUGGUUUGUUAAUAAGACUUAUAGCUUUCUUACUGUCUCUGAGAAUUUUCAGCUCAAUAUUGUUUACAUCGGGUGAAUUAAAAAAAAAAUAGCAAAACUUAAAAUAAAAAGAUAUCAGUGUUGUACAAAUAAACUUCCAAAAUGUUUUAUCUCCUUAAAAAAUCAUCAGAUCUGUUUUCUCUAAACUAUAUUUUCCCAAUAAGUUGUAUGAUAAGACAUGCCUCGACAGUAGGGUUUAUAUUUUAAGGUCACGACUUUUAUUGCUUCAAAGUGAGUUGACCUAGCUUUCCUUUGUGACUGAUGAUUUUGUUUGCUGCAGCAACCUUUUAAUUAUUGUCAAUGUUCCAAUCCUAUGUGCAACUAUAACACUUCCUUAAUGGGAUUCUGUCAUGAUUUUUAUUUUUGGUGGUUUUAUUUCUUAAAUUACACUGUUUAAACUGCAAACAAUUCACUCUUCCAUAUAAAUGUUU